Pseudocercospora fijiensis CIRAD86 is the source of this 303-nucleotide messenger RNA. RefSeq lists its product as uncharacterized. NCBI's taxonomy places the organism in Eukaryota, Fungi, Ascomycota, Dothideomycetes, Mycosphaerellales, Mycosphaerellaceae. Gene Ontology annotation, biological process: mRNA splicing, via spliceosome; spliceosomal snRNP assembly. The coding region runs from base 1 to 303 and encodes 100 amino acids. Gene Ontology annotation, cellular component: U4/U6 x U5 tri-snRNP complex; precatalytic spliceosome; U4 snRNP. Gene Ontology annotation, molecular function: RNA binding. The record is from RefSeq and is a predicted model, not a curated record. The transcript is spliced from 2 exons.
AUGGCCGACAGACGAGGCGGCGGCGGUCAGCGCAAAGUUCUGCUCCCUCCCAUCAACUUCAUCUUCAAGCUCCUUCAGCAACACAGCACGGUUCAGAUCUGGCUCUACGAACAGCUGGGAAUCAGAAUUGAGGGCAAGAUCAGAGGCUUUGACGAGUUCAUGAAUCUAGUGAUCGACGAUGCCGUGGAGGUGAAGCAGCCAGGGAAGGGAGAGACUGAAGAGGACGUCAAGGAUCAGAGGAGAGAAGUUGGACAAAUACUGCUCAAGGGCGACAACGUGUGUCUGAUUCAGAGCUUGUCGUGA